Messenger RNA from Loa loa (African eye worm), 4785 nucleotides. RefSeq lists its product as hypothetical. The transcript is spliced from 31 exons. Bases 1 to 4590 code for a protein of 1529 amino acids. NCBI's taxonomy places the organism in Eukaryota, Metazoa, Nematoda, Chromadorea, Rhabditida, Onchocercidae. Gene Ontology annotation, biological process: monoatomic cation transmembrane transport. Gene Ontology annotation, molecular function: monoatomic cation channel activity. Gene Ontology annotation, cellular component: membrane. The record is from RefSeq and is a predicted model, not a curated record.
AUGCAAGGCUAUGCUUCGAUAUCGAACGCUGAAUUCAUUUUACUACCUGACGGCUCAAACGAUGACUUCAGCGGCAAUGAUUUUGAAAGGACUAGUUCGACAAAUUCGUUUUGCUGCGCAGCACCCCGUAAUUCCUUAAACGGACAGCAAUUUUAUUCGUUAGCUAAUGUUCCAAACAAUUAUCAUGCCAUGGAAAACGUCAAACAAAAGCGAUCCUCCAAGCUAUUCGAUCGACCUGAACUUUUCGUACACGCAUUAACGGAAAAAUUGAAAGGACCAUGGAUCGAACAAGUCUUUCUCAAGCGGGAAUGCAUCAAAUAUAUUCCAACUUUUGGGACGAACAAAUGCGGUUGUGGAUUGUCUCUAAAUGCGCAUAGUCUGGCAGUAAUAUCACAAUUUAGAGCAACAAUGAUAGACGAUGAAGUAGCGGUACGAUCGUCAAAUCAAUCAGUACGUUGGAGUAUUGCCGAGCAUACAAAAACCUCUCAUACGGAUGCCUUUGGAACUUUGGAAUUUUCGGGUGGUGCUCAUGCUCAUAAAGCACAUUAUGUUCGUUUGGGCUACGAUUCAGACCCAUCUGAUAUAAUGUAUCUGAUGGAGAAAAUUUGGGGACUGGAGCCGCCUCGUCUUGUUAUUACAGUUCAUGGUGGCAUCACUAAUUUCGAGGUGCAAGAGAAACUUGGUCAGGUAUUUCGCAAAGGUAUGCUAAAAGCAGCACAAACAACAGGAGCAUGGAUUAUAACUGCCGGAAUAGAUGCCGGAGUGGUACGGCAUGUCGCUACUGCUCUCGAUGAAGCUGGCAUUUCAGCGAGAAUGCGAUCAAAAGUAGUUACAAUAGGGAUUGCUCCGUGGGGUUUAUUGAAACGACAUGAAAAAUUAAUUGGCAAAGAUAUCGUUGUAUCCUACGAUCCGCACUCUUUUGCUUCCAAAAGCAAAUAUGCGACAUUGAACGAUCGUCAUUCAUAUUUCCUACUUGUAGAUAAUGGUACAAACGGAAGAUAUGGCGCUGAUAUCAUCCUACGGAAACGCUUUGAAGAAUUCAUAGCUCGGAAACAAACGAUUGGUUUGGGGACACGACAUGUACCUGUCGUUUGCGCAGUGCUGGAAGGUGGUACUUGCACUAUCCGGGCAAUACUUCAAUAUUUAGCCAAUCAGCCCCCCGUUCCGGUAAUCGUUUGUGACGGUAGCGGAAGAGCUUCAGACCUCAUUGCAUUUGCACAUCGACAUGUUCAGGAGAAUGGUAAUUUGCCGCGAGAAAUUCGUGCUCAAUUGCUCACUCUUAUUGCUUCGGUAUUUCGUUACAGUACAACACCAGCGGAACAAAUUCUUGAAGAAAUAUUGUGUUGCGCCAAACAUCGUGAUUUGUUGACAGUCUUUCGUUUGAGUGGAAACAAGAAGCAAGAUGUUGAUCAUGCUAUUCUAAGUGCCAUAUUGAAAGGACAAAAUCUGUCAGCAGCUGAUCAGCUUGCAUUGACCCUUGUGUGGAAUCGGGUGGAUAUCGCACGCUCAGAUAUUUUCGUGGCCAACCAAAACUGGAACCCGCAUUUAUUAUAUAAUGCAAUGAUGGAAGCGUUGGCAUUGGAUCGAGUUGAUUUCGUUAAACUUCUGUUAGAAAAUGGAGUUUCAAUGAAGAAAUUUCUGACAAUCAAUCGACUGGAACAGCUUUACAAUAUGGAACAAGAUUCAAUUCUGCCUCUAAUCAACGACAGCGUGUCAAUUAUUGAUGGUCGAAUUACACUACCAAAAAUUGGAGUAAUUAUCGAACGAUUAAUGGGAAAUGCUUACAAAUGUUCGUAUACAUCAAGGAAAUUCAAAAAUAAAUACGAAAAAUGCAGAAAGAAGGCACUGAUCUCCAGAAUUCCAAGUUUCCGGAGCCUUUGUGCAACAUAUUCAAAAACAAGGAAAAUGGCUGAAGAAGCCAUGAGCAAUACGAGGAAACGGAUGCGCAGGGAAAGCAAAGAAGGUGACGACUUUCAAUUCCCGUUCAACGAUUUAAUGUUAUGGGCAGUCCUAUCACGGCGACAGGAAAUGGCACGUUGCAUGUGGUCCUAUGGCGAGGAGGCAAUGGCCAAAGCAUUAGCUGCGAUAAGGCUUUACAAAAGUAUGAGUAAAGAGGCUGCGGAUGAGUACAUCGAAGUUGAAGUAUCCAACGAACUUCGGGAAUUUGCAGAGGAGUUCAAAAGGGAAAGUUUAAGUUUGCUCAAUCAUUGCUACCUGCAAAAUGAUGCGGGAACUCUUCGAUUGCUAACAGCCGAAUUACCUAAUUGGGGACAUCAUACUUGUCUCUCCUUAGCUGUUAUUGCGAAUCAUCGAAGGUUUUUGGCUCAUCCGUGCUGUCAAAUUUUACUGGCAGACUUAUGGCACGGUGGUCUCGGCAUCAAAAGCUAUUCAAACUUAAAAGUAAUUUUAGCACUGGCUUUUCCUCCCAGCAUUUUGCUGCUGGAUGUGAAAGCACGAAUUUCCAAUCAUCGUAUGAAUUCUUUCACACGUCAUUCAUUUGUGAUCGAAGGGAAUGAGUUCAAUAAUGAAAAAGAAAAUGACGAUCGUAGUCAUAACAGUGCUUCCUCAUCGUUUCAUGCAUCAGAAGUAUGGCGUAUUCCCCAAUUUACUUAUGCUGCAUCACUUGAAAAUAAGACGGAAAACCAAAUACAAGACAACGUCACUCUCUCAACGUAUGACAGAUUUUUCGAGACGGCCAAUUUGAUCGAGGAAACUUUACGGGUCAAAUCAGGAGUUGGAGACUCGCGAAAAUCAGUCGGCACAAGUUUGCAAGAGGUGGAAGAGAUGGCACGAAAAACAUCGUGGACGACUAAAUUUAAUAUCUUCUACUCUGCGCCGAUCACUACUUUCUGGAUAUGGCUUGCAAGUUAUUUCGUAUUUCUGAUCGUUUACACGUACGUAAUACUGAUUGAAUUUCCAGUAAAACCAACUCAAGUGGAAUGGUUUCUUCUUGCAUAUGUUGUCGGUUUUGUUAUGGAGCAUUUUCGAAAAUUGUUGGUACAGGAAGCAAGUACUCUUUUUGAGAAAAUACGUGUCUAUUUUGAUCGCUGUUGGAACUAUUUGACUUGCUUGGCCAUUAUAACAUUCUUCAUUGGUUUCGCAUUUCGGUAUAACCAACUGACACGUCAUUCAUACGGACGAGUUAUUUUAUCAUGUAAUAUUGUGUUUUGGUACAUCAAACUUCUGGAUUUUAUGGGUGUUCACCCAAGACUAGGACCAUACAUACAAAUGACAGGAAAGAUGAUUGUAAAUAUGAUGUAUAUUCUGGCUCUGUUAUUGGUGACACUAAUGUCUUUCGGAAUAUCACGGCAAGCAAUUACUUAUCCUCAUGAAAAAUGGCAAUGGCUUUUGAUAAGGAAUAUUUUUUAUAAACCGUAUUUCAUGCUAUACGGUGAAGUAUAUGCAGGAGAAAUUGACACCUGUGGAGACGAAGGCAUUAAUUGCGUUCCUGGUGGUUGGAUACCGCCAAUUCUGAUGACUAUCUUUCUUUUAGUAGCAAACAUUCUUCUGAUCAAUAUGUUAAUUGCUAUUUUCAAUAAUAUUUUCAAUGAAACAAAUGCAAUUGCACAGCAAGUCUGGCUCUUCCAGCGUUACGAACAAGUUAUGGAAUACGAAAAUACACCGUUUUUUCCUCCUCCUUUUACACCAAUAUCACACCUAAUGAUUCUGCUUAAAUAUUUCUGGAAGUUACAUCAAAGAAGUGGACGGAGAAGGCAGUGGACUAGCAAACGUAGAGGGUUCUUCGAUUUUUCAAUGAAGCUAAGUUUAAGCGAUGACGAAUUACGUUUGUUGCAUGAUUUUGAGGAAGAUUGUAUGGAUGAUUUGUCGAGGAAGAAGAGUCUCUCGCAGCCAUUGCAGGUCGACUGUCAUUUAAAAACAGCUGUAGAAAGAACUGAUAACUUGCAAGUCCAGCUAAAUGACAUGGUAAAUGAAGAUUGUAAUAUGAAAUCAUUUCUGCGAGAAAUAGAAUCGAAACUUUGUGUUAUUGAGACGAAUCACCAAGCGAUGCUCAAAUUAUUACGAAGCUCAAUUGACAAGCAAAGAAAUUCCAAGAAUUUAGAAAGUAGCACAGAAAUAGUCAGAAAGAAGGAUCUAAGUGUUAUGGGGAAGAAACCUUCAACAGGAAAAAGAGAAUCAAUCGGGAAGUAUGCAAACAUUAGUAAUAGUGAUAAUGAAAUCAGAAAACUGCACUGUACGGAUAAGCUUCUGGAAACACGUAACAUCUGCCAAAUUACGAAGAGUUUCAGAAGAUCAUUUAUUUUUCGGAAUGAAAUUUAUACAUCGAUAACAGAUACAAUUGAGAUGCCUAAAGUACUGUACGCUCCAGACGAUUCAAUUCAACCACCCGCUUCGUCUAGCGUCCUUGCAACACAACUUGAUGGUACAGCAUUUAGGAAUUUGGAGGAGGUUUCUAACUGCACAGCAGAAAGAGGGAUACGGGAAAGAAGUAUACAGCCAUCAGCGUGGUGUAUUACGGAUCUUGAGGAUAUGUGUCGCACACCUAGUCCAGAAGAAUUAUCUGAAUCAGCAAACAGCGACACGAAUCGAACUGCCAUACAUACACCUCCAUAUCUCGAACUCGAUGACUGAUUGAAUAUAGUGAAUAGGAGAACUACUGUUGUAAACUGAGUCAUAGUACAUCGAUGCUUCAUAAUACAGUACUGUCGAGCAUCUUAUGCUACUCCCAUAAGCAUGAAAACAUUUCUUUGCAUAUUAAUAAGUACCGAAGCAUUUUGCAUCGUCCGUCACUCCCUUCCAAUACCUGAUCAAUAUCUUCCAUCCCCC